Molecule: messenger RNA, 255 nt
Organism: Lactuca virosa
Lineage: Eukaryota; Viridiplantae; Streptophyta; Magnoliopsida; Asterales; Asteraceae
Source: the annotation of a GenBank genome assembly
AUGCAAAGGUUGGUGACUCAGCAGAGACCUGAAUGUAAAGCCGUAUUACAAGAAGUUACUCAACUUGUUGAAGAAAAGCUUUCAUCAAAUAGCAAAGCAUUGAAGACCACAUUUGGUGCUACUCAGCUGAAAAUAGAUGGCGACUUUUUGUAUUUUCUAGAAGAGGCUGCAUCUAUAGUUGUUCUCAUAGCUCUACCAACCUCCUUCCAUGCCUUGAAGCCUUUCAAAGUUCCUGCAUCAGGUUAUUCUUUAUAG